AUGUCACUAGCAACUCAGCUGUUGCAGACGCAGACCGGCUAUUAUUCUCAGUCUAUAUCUCACUUCGGGUGCGACGCUUGUCUGGUGGGGACUCUAAAAUGCCUUCCAGCUGCUCUUUUGAGCUUGAUCGCCGCGAACCUAUUUACUACAGUGGGGAGACGGUCAAUGGAAGAGCCGUUCUGACCACAACAUCCGAAAAGUCUGUAAACGAGGUAUACAUUCUCUUCGAGGGCGAGGCAAAGGUGCGAUGGGACGAGCGGCGGACAAGGACGAGAGGUGGAAAGACUGAGCACUACACGGAAUAUUUCCGAGGCAAGCAGCAGUACUUGUACACCCGGACCUCUGUCUUUGCAUCCGGGAAUCUUCCACCAGGUACGCACACCUACAACUUCUGCAUUCCGCUGCCCCUGGAAUGCCCCUCGUCAGUGGUGGCACAGUACGGGAAAAUCUAUUACGAGGUCUCAGUGAUCAUCGAUCGCCAGUGGCGCUUCAACAACGUCUUCAAGCAGCCACUGACGGUUAUACAGACCUACAACCUCAACAUGAGCCCCCAAUUGCUGAUGCCUCUAGUUCGAGAGGACAUCAAGCACUUCUGCUGUUGGCCCUGCAGCUCAGGACCGGUUCUCUCGACGCUAACAAUACCGUUCGGUGGUUACGCACCUGGACAGAAGAUACGCUUUACUCUGGAGAUCGACAACCAGUCGAGCGGCUAUGAUCUGGAUGGCAUCGAACUGAAGCUAAAGCAAAUAUACAGAUUCCAGGCUCAGACGCCCCACUACAAAACCCGCGAAAAGGAGCUCAGCCUGAACAAAAGUUGUCAGCAGGAGCGUGUGUUGCGGCUCUCAAAGAAAAUAAUCGAAGGAACUCUGGCUAUUCCAGCGGUACCGCCUUCUUCUCGCUCCGAUGGCAUUAUUUCGGUUAGUUACAAAGUGAUUCUGACAAUCAGCAUGGGCGACUGCCACGUGGACUCGGACUUCGAGGUACCGAUUGUAGUUGGCACUAUACCAUUGAUCCAAAGUGCCGAGAAUCCAGCCAGUGCAGCGCAGUGGAUACCGGAAACACCGGACACUCCGGCCGGAGCUGCCGCAGAUCUGCCACCCAGUUAUGACAAGUGCAAUCCACCAACCUUCGAGGAGGCCACAAACUUUGGUGAAAGGUUCAUCGACAUCGAUCAGGAUGAGCACAAUCGCACGGAUGACUUUAUUCCCCGUUACCCCAUGUACACCAACUUUGCCAUGCCAUCGGCUCCACCUCCACCCGCUGAAGAAUCGGGAUCCAUUCAACCCGUGCCCAUUCUGUCAUUACCUCAUGAUCCCACUGCCCCAAUGAGCGGUCAAAACUAUUCUGACCGACCAGCACCAUCAUACGGUUGGAACUCCAACUCUUAGAUAGAACCGAGACAAAAUCUCAUCAAAUGAUUUUAAUUUGCUUUACCUUUGAAACUAAAUCUCAGGAAUACAUAUAUAUAAGUUUUCUAACCAGCACUGUUAUUAUCAGAAACAACUAUCAUAUUAUAUUUCCAAUUUGGUAAUGCUGCAAUCCUUCUUGGAACGAAAUUCGACAGUAAAUAUUUGUUGAAUUCCAAUUUCAUUGUCCAAUACACCGACUCUGCCUGUACGCAAUGCAAAUUUAAGUUUUUGUUUUCAUCUUUUUUCAAAUUCUUCAUAAUUAAGUCAACAAGUCGAAUCAAUUAACCAAAAUUCUCGAUUCCCCAUUAUCGCCUUUAAAUAGAAGAAUUAUAUUUAAUCAGUGUAAAAACCAAAACCAACAAAGAUAUUGAUUCUUAAAAGAAAUGUUUCCCUCAAUUCGAAUUUUCCAGGUACUUUCACCUGAAAAUGCUGGAAAAUUAUAUUUAAAUAACAUGAAAACCCAAAAGAUACUCCGAGACAAUGAAGCUACGACGCUAUUGUGAUAAUGGAAUAACAUAUAUUUGUGUAUUUUUGCUAAUAAAUGAAAUAAAUUAGGCGAUGUACAAAAUAAA
Drosophila teissieri is the source of this 1981-nucleotide messenger RNA. RefSeq names its product arrestin domain-containing protein 3. The coding region runs from base 99 to 1388 and encodes 429 amino acids. The transcript is spliced from 5 exons. Gene Ontology annotation, cellular component: cytoplasm. Gene Ontology annotation, biological process: protein transport. The record is from RefSeq and is a predicted model, not a curated record. NCBI's taxonomy places the organism in Eukaryota, Metazoa, Arthropoda, Insecta, Diptera, Drosophilidae.